Messenger RNA from Trichomonas vaginalis G3, 300 nucleotides. RefSeq names its product LSM domain containing 1 domain-containing protein. Gene Ontology annotation, molecular function: RNA binding. Bases 1 to 300 code for a protein of 99 amino acids. Gene Ontology annotation, cellular component: NatC complex. The transcript has a single exon. Lineage: Eukaryota; Parabasalia; Trichomonadida; Trichomonadidae. The record is from RefSeq and is a predicted model, not a curated record.
AUGAGUGGCUGCGAAUAUAUUCCGAGUAUUCUUCAUCUUCCUGAACACCCAACUGGUGCUGUUAAGGAAGUUAUGGAUCUCCUCAACACACAGCUGAGAUUAGAAUUAAACGACGAAAGAGUUUAUGUUGGAACGUUUACAGCUUUCGAUAAAUUCGGUAACUUUGUUCUUACAAAAGCAGACGAAUACUUCCGUGAUCAAAUUAGACCAAUGCAUAUGGUAAUAGUUCCACUAUCUUCAGUAGUUAAAAUACAUACUAGACCAAUUCCCGAAGAAUACAAUACCAAACCAGACUUGUAA